Cinclus cinclus is the source of this 2695-nucleotide messenger RNA. It is a transcript of the gene CNOT8, whose product is annotated as CCR4-NOT transcription complex subunit 8. Gene Ontology annotation, cellular component: CCR4-NOT core complex; CCR4-NOT complex; P-body. NCBI's taxonomy places the organism in Eukaryota, Metazoa, Chordata, Aves, Passeriformes, Cinclidae. Bases 340 to 1056 code for a protein of 238 amino acids. Gene Ontology annotation, molecular function: nucleic acid binding; poly(A)-specific ribonuclease activity. The record is from RefSeq and is a predicted model, not a curated record. The transcript has 5 exons.
AGGAAGAUAGGGAUAAUGAUUCUUUACAUAAAUAACUGGACUGUUGAUUGUGCAUCUGCUGUUAUAUUGUGAACAGAUGCUCUAGAUUUCGUUCAGCAUAUUUACAGAAAGUGAUAAAACAAGAAAGAACUUGGCGUAAACUUUAAAUGGGUUAUUUGAAGGUGAAAAUGGGAGUGUGGCUGACUCCUACAGAGCAUUUAUUCACAUGUCACUCUUCCUUCACCUAAAGCAUUAUUUAUUUCUCUCUUUAAUGCAGCACACUGAUAAGAUUGCACAGCUUGUGAUCCUACUCUGUCAUUUGAGUUCAGCAUCAGCUGCCUUUUUCCUGGUCCCUGCAAGAUGCCAGCAGCCCUUGCAGAGAACAGCCAGGUUAUCUGUGAAGUAUGGGCCAACAACCUGGAGGAAGAGAUGAGGAAAAUUCGGGAGAUUGUUCUGAGUUACAGCUACAUUGCCAUGGACACAGAGUUCCCUGGAGUUGUUGUCAGACCGAUUGGUGAAUUCCGCAGCUCCAUAGAUUAUCAGUACCAGCUCCUUCGCUGUAACGUUGACCUGCUGAAAAUUAUCCAGCUGGGCCUGACUUUCACAAAUGAGAAGGGGGAAUAUCCUUCUGGCAUCAACACCUGGCAGUUCAACUUCAAAUUCAACCUUACUGGUUAUGACUUUGGCUACAUGGUGAAGUUGUUGACAGAUUCAAGGUUACCAGAAGAGGAACACGAAUUUUUCCAUAUCUUAAACCUUUUCUUCCCAUCUAUCUAUGAUGUGAAGUACUUAAUGAAGAGCUGCAAAAACCUCAAGGGUGGCCUUCAGGAAGUGGCAGAUCAGCUGGAUUUGCAGCGAAUUGGACGACAACACCAGGCAGGAUCAGACUCUCUUCUCACAGGAAUGGCAUUUUUCAGAAUGAAAGAGUUAUUUUUUGAGGAUACAAUUGAUGAUGCAAAGUAUUGCGGACGACUGUAUGGCCUUGGCACGGGAGUGGCUCAGAAACAAAAUGAAGAUGUGGACUCAGCCCAAGAGAAAAUGAGCAUUUUGGCCAUUAUCAACAACAUGCAGCCGUGAUGAGUGGUGCCCCUCAGCAGAACAUGUUUACCAUAUUGGCAGCUGCUGUCCUCAACCAUUUUCCCUAAACUAUGUCUCAAACAAAAAGCAUCUCCAGUACACAGGCUGCACCAAGCCUUGCAGUUUUGCUGAAGAGCUGCAUUUUCCUUUGAAACCCAGAAGAGUUGACUGAAUUCCUAAUGCCAGCAUUUGUGGUUUGCCAUAUUUUUAAUACCAAGGGCAAAGGACAGAAUCUACUGUGUAUACCUCUGGUUUUUUCCUCUUUAUACUAUACAAUCUGCAAGGAAGAUUUACCAGUAGAAAAUAUUGGGUAGAACUGAGGGUUGGGAAACGCAGUGAAAAUGGACACAGACACGCACACAAAUUUGCAGUUUGUGUUUUAUAAAGCUUCUUUUAAAACUUCUGCAUGUUGUGAGGGUGACAGCUUCACCUCAUGUGUUGCUUAUUUUAUCUCUUUGUCUGUGGAAAUUGCUCCCUUUGAUCACUGCAGAGGUUUGGGAACGGAUGCAAAUUAAAAAUGAUCCUUGCAGCUAAAAAUAUUUAGAGAUUUGCUUUAACAACACAGGGAAGGGAGAUUAAUGUAGCUGAUUUGAUCAGCACUCCUUAGUUUCUAAUUCUGUUACUGCUUUGACUCAUACUAAACCUCAGCUUUGUUCUUACGGGUAUUAAGGAACUGUUCUGGAAAUACAUUCAGAGGCCCAAAAGCUCACCUUUGACAGGGGAUUGGACCAAUACUCUGAUUUCAGUUUUCUUCAGCCUAUAAAUUUUAUUCUCCUGCAACACAACUAGGUCAGCAUGGACAAAUAUUUGUUCCUCUUCUCCCCGCUGCUUCUCCAGCCCCUAAUUUUACAAUGUGCUUAACAGCUAAAACAGGGUUUUGGAUUUUUUUUUCCUGAGUUUCUGAUUUUUUUUUUUUUUCAUUAUAAACACCUGAAAAGUAAUUAAGAGGAUGAAGAACUUGGGAUUCUGACUUUGAAAAACAUUCUAUAGUGAUUUUUUUUUUUCAACAGCUCUGUAAAUGACAUUUCUUAAAAGAACCCUUUUGGACAUGUCAAAAAUUUUUAAGACUUUGGCAUUUUGAAGAAACUUAAUCCAAUAUUAAAGAGUUGAGGUUUAGAGCUGGUAUUUGAAAUGUUUGUAAAGACUAGUUUUUAUUUUUUAUAAAAUAAAUUUUUUAAAACCAGGCUUUGUUUUGGAUUUUCCAUCAAGCACUAGAAUUUCCACACUUGAGGCUUUGGAAUCUGAAUUUGGGAGGUACAUGCCUGAAGCUGUUCAAGUUUGUUUCCUUUACCCCUUAUGAUGUGUUCCUGGGGUAGCUCAUAGUAAAAUGUGUUUUGAGCUUAUUGUAUAGUAACUGGGGAAAGCUAAGCUGAAGGGCUCUGGCAGAGUUGUAUUCUCUCUCUGCUGUUCUCUCAGCACAGCUCACAGUCUGGUGCAGGAUUCCUAAGGCCACUUAAAGGGACAAACUAAUGUGUGAAGUUUUCUGCUCCAUCCAAACUCCAGUGGUUCCUGCUGUAAGUGCAGGAAGGCAGUUUGGUUAAGCACUGGCUCCCCCACCUGGUUUUCAGGUGCUUUGUACAGAAUUUAUCAAAUUCAAAGUGUAGGAAACACUUCACUGGUUAAACACAUCUACAGCACG